Messenger RNA from Meleagris gallopavo (turkey), 3873 nucleotides. Lineage: Eukaryota; Metazoa; Chordata; Aves; Galliformes; Phasianidae. The record is from RefSeq and is a predicted model, not a curated record.
CCGGCCGCCCGCACCCCACGGACAGAGGGACCCGUCAUCCGCAUAGACCUCCCCAGGAAGAAGUACCCGGCCUGGGACGCCCAUUUCAUCGACCGGCGCCUGCGAAAGACCAUCCUGGCGCUGGAGUACGCCUCGCCCAGCACCCCGCGCCUGCAGUACCGCACAGCAGGAGUGUCCCAGGAGCUCCUGGAGUAUGAGACCACCGUGUAGGGCAGGGGCGUCCCCGGCCGGGCUGUUCCGUCUCUUCGCAGCGUUUUGCCUUUCUUUUCGGUUUGCCGGCACUUAGGGGUGGCCGUGCCGAGCGCCCCGCGGGCAGGGGCCGGUGAGGUCCCUUGGUGCUAUCCCCCCACGGGCUGGCCGUGCGCCGGGGGCUCGUCCUUGCCAAAAUACCUCACCUGUGCCUGAGCCGCCAGGUCGGUGGCACAGGGUGGGGGCUGCGGGGUGCACGGGAGCAGCCCGUUUGGUGAGGGGCUUUGGGCACAGCGGGACGUAGCACGGGGGAAUGUGGAGAAUGUGGGUGCUGGGGGAGAGCCAUGGGGCUGAAGGGUGUGGAGUGGGGCUGUACUGGAGUCUGGGGCUCCUGUCGACCUCAAGUAGUGCGUGGCAUAGGGCCGGGGCAGCCCCCCUUGUUCUCCUUCAUUUCAGCCUCAAUUCCCCCGCACGUGUUCCGGCUGUUCCCCCACCCCCUGGGGUCACUGCUCCAUGCAUGGGACAGAGAUCCUGGCCCUGAGGCCAGUGGUGGGAGGCACAGCACCUCUCCACUCCCUCCUGCCCUUCUGGGAACCACUUCAUUGCAUUGUGUUGGUUUUCACCAGACGGGUGACAUUCUGUGUGACAUUUUCUACCUCCACUGACGCUGGUGGGGCAGGGCUUGGCUGGCACUGGGAGGACUGUGCAAGGCAGUGGUGAUGUGCCCGGGGGCUCCCCAAAGUCACAUUCACUCUCAUUCAUUCUUCUCUCCAUUCCCCAGCCGGGAUCGUCUCCAUCCACCCCCCAUCAGCAUCAGCCCCCCACGCUCAGCAGUGGGAACCUGAGCCAGGACGAUGCCCCCAGCCCCCUACUUCCUCCCCAGAGGAGCAGGGCUGCCCUGGGCUCUGCAUUUGAAUGUGUGCGUGGCUUGGUCCCAGCCCGCAGUGCCCCCUGCCCUAAGGGCUGUGCUGAAUGUACCCCCACCCUGUGUUUGUGCCCUGUGUGUGUGUGUGUGUGUGUGUGUGUGUGUGUUUGCAGCUGGGUUCGCAGGGCAGAUCUGCUGUCCUCUGGACACACAUCCCACCCAGAGCCCCUCACAGCCCCGGUGCCUUCCUCCAGCCCCGGUGUUCCUGCGGUGUCCCAUGGUGCUGGGAGGUGCCCAUCGGGCUGCAUUGCUUUUGUUUCCCAUUUCUCCGUAGCUCGAGGGAUGAGUGCAGGCUGGGGUGGGCCACGUGGGGUCACUGGUGCUAACUGGUGCUAUCUGAAUGCCUCGGAACCUUUCUGGAGGAGGGCGCAGAGCAGAGCUGGGUCUGGGCAGAGGGCUGGGCCCCCCUCCCCCGCGACCCUCACUCCUCCUCUACCACUAGGAAUGGGCAAAAAAUCCCACUCUGUCCCACCGAGCCCCAGGACAGCCCCAGCCGAGUCCCAGCAGAGGAGGCAGCCCUUAUCCUCAGGGAAGUGUAAUGGAAGACGGGACCUAGCUGGGCAUGGAGCAGCCAGGUGCCAGCAGCUUGGAGCAUCCCAGCCACCGAGUAGUUGCUGUGCUGGUGCCAUGCUGUUGCCACAUCAGUGCCAUGCUGGUGCUGGAUGCUGCAGCCCUCUGCCCGUGACCGCCAUGUGGAGCCACGCCACCUGGGCUGAGGUGCAGCCCGUGCCCUUCCCAGGGGCACAGGUCAUAGGGACUCUUUUCUAUGCACUCAUGCCACGGUACCCUCAGACCCGGGCUGCUCCCAUGUCGGGAUCAGGGCAGAGGCUGCAGUGUGGGGCUGUGUGGGAUGGCACAUGGCCACUCCAUUGCUUUGUCCUCAUGGCCCCCGAGCCUGGUGGCUCCCCAGCCCUGCUCCAGCCAGGCUGAAUGGGCAGUGCCAGGGGAAUCAAGCCCAGCUGGCAGCAGUGACGAUGGCAGCAGUGUCAGGACAGCAGCACUUGCUGGGGUUGCACCAAGAGGGCUCGAGCUGGGGUUGAGCUGGGGAAGGGGAAGCUCUGAGAGACCUCAGUCCUGGCGGGGAAAGCGGGACCGCCCCAAGUUCAGGGAAUGGGGGAUGCAGCUCGGACCAAGACCGGGCCCCGCUGCUCUGGGCUGGGGCUGUUUCUCCCCAGCAGGGACUGAGGGUCUCAGCCACGUCCCCCCCUGGUGCUUGGGACCUGGGAUCCCGGCUGUCAUGUACUGUAAAUACUCUGUGUGCCACCUUCUUCUCUGGGACCCUUGGCACGGGCAGGGGAUGAGCGAGAGACCGGGGUCUGACCGAGACUUUUUUGUAUACCACAAACUUUUUGUAUAUUUUUAAUUUUGCUGCAACAUGAGAUAUUAAAUUCAUUUCAAUAAGCACUGCCUGCUAGAGCCUUUUCCUUGCUGGCUCCUCCGGCUCUCCCCAGCCCCCCCCAUGCUGUCAGGCUCAGGGCCUUGAAGUGGAGCUCCCAGGAUGCUGGGGACAUUUGGGAAUAGCUGUGGAUGAGCCACCUGCUUGGGACCCUCAGCCCUGCUGUCUCUGGCAGGGAAGGGGUGUGUGGGCAGGAUGUGAUGUGCUGGGGAGGAAACUGCUGGACACAGCCCCGUCGCCAGCGAUCCCAGUCCAACCUCCUCCAUGCCGGGGGGCCCUAUUCACCAUCUGACCCCCAGUCCCAAAGCAGGGGUCCGUGGGCUGCCCUAGGGUCAGAGAGCUUUGGGCAUUGCUGUGUGGCCUCAAGAUGGAGUCGUCCUCCAUGCCAGGAGGCAGACAGGGGUCCUUGGGAUCCCCGUGGUAGUGAGGGGCAGGGGCUGAUCUGCUGCAUAGUGCACAGGUACCUCAGCUCUUGUUCUGGACCUGGUCCAGACCCAGUCCCAGCCCCAUACUACCCACAGUCACUGUCUUGUACCAGUCCCAGUCUCAGUUCCAUGCCAGUCUCAUACCAGUUCUGGUCCCAGUCCCAGUCUCAGUCCCAGUUCCAGCACCAGUCCCAGCUCAAUCCCAAUCCCAUAUCAGUUCUGGUCUCAGGCCCAGCCCAGACAAACUCCAGUUCCACUGUCAGUCCCAGUCCCAGCCCAGUCCAGCCCAGCACCCGCGGAGGGGCAGGAACUCACAUCCGAGCCAUUCUGGUGGAGUUUCCGACAGGAAAACAACAAAGGCGUUGGACAGAAAGGACGGCAGCAGCGCCAUGGACUGCGAGACCAAGAAAGGGAAGAAGGGCUUCGUGUCGCCCAUCCGACGCCUGGUGUUCCCCAAGGCUGCACGGAGGGCAGCUCUCCGCAGCAGUGUCUACCGGCGGCCGCUGCACUCAGUGCCGCUGUACCCCCCCGACUACCUGAUCGACCCCCAGAUCCUGCUGCAUGACUAUGUGGAGAAGGAGGUGAAGUUUUUGGGCCACUUGACCUGGGUAACAGCCUCGCUGAACCCCUCCAGCCGGGAUGAGGUGCUGCAGCUGCUGGACACUGCCAGGCAGCUGAAGGAGCUGCCUCUGCAGACGACCCCGGAGCAGGACAGCAUCCUGAGCCUGUCUGCCCGCUGCCUGCUGCUCACCUGGCGUGACAAUGAGGAGCUGAUCCUGCGCAUCCCCACGCAUGAGAUCGCCGCAGCCUCCUACCUGCGUGACGAUGCCUUGCACCUCCUCAUCCUCAAAACAGGCCUGGGAGUGGACCCAGUCCCCGCUGGCGCAUACCCCGAAGCGGCCCCGGUGCCGGAGGUGCUCCCGGCGGAGAAGCGCUCG